Oryctolagus cuniculus (rabbit) is the source of this 1328-nucleotide messenger RNA. It is a transcript of the gene LAPTM4A, whose product is annotated as lysosomal protein transmembrane 4 alpha. Gene Ontology annotation, cellular component: lysosomal membrane. NCBI's taxonomy places the organism in Eukaryota, Metazoa, Chordata, Mammalia, Lagomorpha, Leporidae. The record is from RefSeq and is marked provisional.
CGUUUGGCUUGGGACGCCGAGAGUCAACCGCCGGGCGCAACCGCUGCGCGGAAAGCUUUGGUCAGUGACUGGGCCAGCAGCGAGGCCCGCGAGUCUCCCGAUGGUGUCCAUGACUUUCAAGCGGCCGGACCGGUUCUACAGCACCCUGCUGCCUGGCCAUGUUCGCACCGGGACGAUCGUCCUGGGCACCUGGUACAUGGUUGUAAACCUAUUGAUGGCAAUCUUGCUGAUCGUGGAGGUGACUCAUCCAAACUUAAUGCCAGCUGUCAACAACAUUCAGUAUGAAGUCAUUGGUAAUUACUACUCAUCCGAGAGGAUGGCUGAUAAUGUCUGCGUUCUUUUUGCUGUCUCUGUGCUGACGUUUAUAAUCAGUUCGGUGCUGGUAUAUGGAGCGAUUUUUUAUCAAGGGGGCUGGUUGAUUCCGUUCUUCUGUUACCGGCUUUUUGACUUCGUCCUCAGUUGUCUGGUUGCUGUCAGUUCUCUCACUUACUUGCCAAGAAUCAAAGAAUAUCUGGAUCAACUGCCUGAUUUUCCCUAUAAGGACGACCUCCUGUCCUUGGACUCCAGCUGCCUCCUGUUCAUUGUUCUGAUGUUCUUUGUGGUGUUCAUCAUUUUUAAGGCUUAUCUAAUCUACUGUGUUUGGAACUGCUAUAAAUAUAUCAACAACAGAAAUUUGCCGGAGAUUGCCGUGUACCCCGCCUUUGAAGCACCUCCACAGUAUGUUUUGCCAACCUAUGAAAUGGCCGUGAAGAUGCCUGAGAAAGAACCACCGCCUCCUUACUUACCUGCCUGAAGAAACCCUGCCUUUGUCAAUAAACCCUAUACCAGCUUUCGUCUUGUUUAUUUUACAGAGUGCUGCAGUACAGGGCUCUUCAGACUUGUUUGAUAUAAAAUGGUCGUUUGUUCAAGCAUUUAUUUUCAAACACUAAGGAGCUUUUUUGGACAUCUAUUAAAAGUCCUUUUUUAAAGUGUAUUCCAUUUUAAUACUUUCUGAAGACAAUCUAGGUCAUGCAGGAGCAAAGUGCCAUUAUAUGCCUUUAAUUGGGGGGCGGGGAGGGAACGGGGUGAUUGCCCACACGUUUUCCUUUUUAACUUUGCACUUUCUUUAUAUAAUGUGUGCGUUUUGGUUAUUUGGUGCCCUGGGUAUUUUCAGGAAGAAUGAACUACAUAUUCAGGAUGAAUGAGUUGGGUAUAAAAUCUGAAGUUAUCAGCUAUGCAAACAGGAAAAAUAGAUAACAUUUUGGUUGACUGUGGAUGAUGAUGGUUGCAUGUUUCUAAUUUGUAUGUUUCCAUCUUUGUGAUAAGAUGCUUUAAUAAAUCUCUUAAAU